This is a messenger RNA of Malania oleifera, 798 nucleotides long. RefSeq names its product kunitz trypsin inhibitor 5-like. NCBI's taxonomy places the organism in Eukaryota, Viridiplantae, Streptophyta, Magnoliopsida, Santalales, Ximeniaceae. The transcript has a single exon. Gene Ontology annotation, molecular function: endopeptidase inhibitor activity. The coding region runs from base 9 to 629 and encodes 206 amino acids. The record is from RefSeq and is a predicted model, not a curated record.
ACAUUACAAUGAAAACAUCUUUCCUACUUCUCCCCUUCCUUCUCUUUGCUUUCGCAGCAAAACCUUCGCCGGCGGCAGCAGCCGAGGCCGCACCCGCUGGGGUGCUAGACACCAAUGGAAAGGAGCUCCAUUCGGGAACCGAAUACUAUAUCCUGCCGGUUGUCCGCGGGAGAGGCGGCGGCCUCACCCUUGCUGCCACCGGGAACGGCAGCUGCCCGCUUUCCGUGGUACAAGACCAACACGAGGUCUCCCACGGAUUUCCUUUGACAUUUUCACCGGUCAACCCGAAGAAAGCCGUGGUUCGUUUGUCGACGGAUCACAACAUCAAGUUCUCGGCAGCGACAACGUGCGUGCAGUCCACCGUGUGGAAGCUCGACGGCAAGGAUGAGUCGACAGGAGAGUUCUUCGUCACCGUUGGUGGGGUUGAAGGAAAUCCUGGGCGCGAAACCUUGACCAGCUGGUUUAAGAUUGAGAAGUAUGAUGAUGACUAUAAGCUUCGUUUCUGUCCGACGGUUUGCGAUUUCUGCAAGGUUAUAUGCAGAGAUGUGGGCAUAUAUGUUGACGAGGAUGGAAGGAGACGCUUGGUUUUGAGCGAUGCGCCGUUUAAGAUCAUGUUCAAGAAGGCUUGAAGUUAGGAUACGCAUGCAGCCGAUGGAAAGUUCAAAGUUCAAUGAAAUUAAAUAAAUAAUAGUGACGAGCUGUUCGUCCCUCUCUCUUUUGAUUUGGAUUAUGUAAGGAAGCUUGUACUCUAAGUUUGUUAAAUUCAAAUCAAUAAACAAUUUCUUUCUGUGCUAGAAA